Messenger RNA from Striga asiatica, 1343 nucleotides. The record is from the annotation of a GenBank genome assembly. Lineage: Eukaryota; Viridiplantae; Streptophyta; Magnoliopsida; Lamiales; Orobanchaceae.
CUCUAAUACGCGAGGGCUCACAAUACAGAUGUUCUUAUCCUAGAAGCGGUUAAUUGUUGCUCUGAAGAUGGGGGAGAACUACACAACCAUCAAAAUCGAGCAGAAAUCUGCCAGUUCUCGAGUUUUCCACCUGCUCAUCAAUCGACCAUCGCGUGGUAACGCUCUCUCACAUGAAUUCUUCGCUGAAUUCCCCGCCGCUCUGUCCGCGCUCGACCAGAACCCAGAAGUCGGCGUCAUCGUCCUUGCCGGCACCGGCAAUCACUUCUGCGCCGGAAUCGAUAUCCAAACACUGAGCUUCACCACACAGGACAGUGGAUCAGGGGACAGAGGACGCGCCGGCGAGAAGCUCCGGCGGGGGAUUAAAUUCCUACAAGCAGCGGUGACGGCGAUUGAGGAGUUCAGGAAGCCGGUGAUUGCUUCUGUUCAUGGGGCGUGCGUUGGAGCAGGUGUUGAUAUAAUAACGGCGUGCGACCUGAGGUAUUCGACCGAGAAUGCGAUGUUCUGUGUGAAAGAGGUGGACUUGGCGAUUGCAGCGGAUCUUGGGUCGCUCCAGAGGCUUCCAGCUAUUGUCGGAUUUGGUAACGCCAUGGAGCUGGCUUUGACGGGUCGGAGCUUCUCGGGCGCGGAGGCUAAAGAGCUGGGACUGGUGACCAGGCUGUUUAGCGAUAGGGAAACUUUGGAGAAAGGGGUUGCACAAAUCGCGGAUGGUAUAGGUGCAAAGUCUCCUCUUGCUGUAAUUGGGACUAAGCGUGUACUGAUACAGAGCAGAGACAUUACGGUGGAUCAAGGUUUGGAUUAUGUUGCUACGUGGAACUCUGGAGUACUUGUAUCAGAUGAUUUAAAGGAAGCAAUAUCUGCUCACCUGCACAAGAGAAAACCUCGUUAUGCUAAGCUUUAAAACUUUUAGAUCCCCUAUGCUAUGCCCCAAGUCUACACCUUUUUCCCCCUGUAAGACUCCUAUGUUUGAUCUGUAAUAAAAUUUCGUGCAUCAUUCUGCAAGAAUGGUUUUGUUGUGGCUUUCUGAAUGUCCAGCUCAAUGUGACAGCGAUAUGUUUGGUACUAGUUCAUAGUUUGAGAUAAAAUUUUUAAAUAUUAUGAUAAUCGUGCCUUGUUUUCCAAUCCCUCUCUCUGGAAUAUUGGAUGAUUGAUUUUGUAGUUGGUACAUACUCGAAUCCAAUGUGUAUAUAUUAGCUGGCUCCUUAAUCUUAUCAUCAUCAAGCUUUAAACUUGUUGCUUUUCAGUUGGGUAGGUAAUCAUUCAGCGACAACCAUUUGCUCUUGUGAGAAUAAUGUAUUUAUUGCCUUGAGUUUUUCUGUCAUUAUGUUGAGCCAUCUCCAUUCUCC